Messenger RNA from Anopheles bellator, 2060 nucleotides. RefSeq names its product N-acetylgalactosamine kinase (gene Galk). Gene Ontology annotation, biological process: galactose metabolic process; carbohydrate phosphorylation. Gene Ontology annotation, cellular component: cytosol; cytoplasm. Gene Ontology annotation, molecular function: ATP binding; galactokinase activity. Lineage: Eukaryota; Metazoa; Arthropoda; Insecta; Diptera; Culicidae. The coding region runs from base 244 to 1668 and encodes 474 amino acids. The record is from RefSeq and is a predicted model, not a curated record. The transcript has 7 exons.
CGUUGGUUCGUCGUUUGUGCGCGUCCGUGUCUCGCCGGCUCUUUGUAUGAUUUCUUGGAGAUUCACAACUUACUCUCUGUAGCAAACACAGGAAUCGUUAAUUAACCGGCCGGCUUUUCACACAACUCGUUUACCGCUAGUGUUUGGCGUACCAUCGAGUGUUGCAAGUUUUCAAGUGCAUUUUUGAGUAUUGUUUGUUUACAUUAUAUCCACCUUCCUUCCCUUCCCCUUCCUUUCACUGCCAUGGGCGACAAGGGCGACCUCUGCGUGCCAGUUUUGGAAACAGUUCCAUCUUGUGACAGAUUGUCUCGAUUGCUCGAAUGUUUUACGAACGAAUUUUCACGUGGCGCCAAAUUUGUUGCCCGUUGCUCCGGAAGAGUAAACAUCAUCGGUGAACAUGUGGAUUAUUGUGGUUACCCUGUUUUCCCAAUGGCAAUCGAACAAACAAUUUUAUUGGCGGUGGCGCCUUCCAACGACAACCUUUUGCAUAUUAAAAACGUAGACAACUCUUUCAAACCGUUUAAAUGCAAUGUACACACCUUCAGCAUUGAUGUGCCUAGCUCUGGUGGGCCGAGCUGGUAUCAGUACGUAUUAUGCGGUGUUAAAGGUAUUUUAGAAGAUUUAAACAUAAACCACGAUGAACGACGGGGUAUGCUCAUUAUGUUAUCCGGUAAUAUUCCUCCUGCUUCCGGAUUGUCAAGUUCUAGUGCAAUCGUGAGCGCUUCCGUUUUAGCUACAGCGUUUAUUCAUAAUAUUACUCUCAACAAGCAAAUUCUUGCCACACUCUCCGCGGAAUGUGAGAAAUUUAUCGGAACCCAAGGAGGCGGAAUGGACCAAGCAAUAGCAUAUCUCGCGCAAGAAGGUUGCGCUCAAUUAAUAGAUUGGAAUCCGCUUCGCGCAACUGCUAUACAACUCCCACCGAGUGCUGUUUUUGUUAUCGCAAACAGCUUAUCUGAGGCAAAUAAAGCUGCAACAUCAGACUUUAAUCAACGUGUGGUCGAGUGUCGUCUGGCUUGCAGAUUACUGGCAAAGCAAAUGAAGCUUAAUUGGCGUGACAUAAGCCGAUUUUCUGAUCUGCAGAAAGCACUUGGUUAUUCCUUGGAAGAAAUGGAAGCGUUGGUGAACCGCAAUUUAACUCAACUGUCCUACAAUAGAUCAGAUAUGCUGCAAAUGCUAGAAAUUUCGGAGGAUGAUUUUUCCGAAAAUAUGCUUACUACAAACACUCGCAAUAUACAAAUGUUCAAGCUUAAACAACGAUCCCUUCAUGUAUUUCAAGAGGCUCUGCGUGUUGAGAAAUUCAUCGAAAUAGCAAAAACAAUGCCAGCGGAUGCUAUCAAACGCAUGAAAACCCUGAUGCGACAAUCACACGAAAGCUUAAAAAUUCUGUAUGAAUGCUCACAUGAAAAUCUGGACCGAAUUGUCGAUAUUUCGGAAUCGAUUGGCGUUGGCACGCGAUUGACUGGGGCUGGCUGGGGUGGAUGCGUCGUCGCUCUAUGCGAUGGUUUUGAAGAAAGUAAGUGCUUCAUAAAUUUACUUCAAAAACAGUUUUACGCAAAACAAACCACAUCGAAACCAGCGGACACUGGUAUCCAUGUCUUUGCAACAAGUCCCCAGCGGGGCGCGGAGAUUUAUUUGCUUUCUAAAGCCAGUCAAGUCGAUCCAAAAUAACUUUUCAGCUUGCUAUCGGAAUAUACCUCAUUUAGUUACCAAGUUACAUAAAAAUACGUUUGAUAGAUUCAACAAAUCCAAUAACAGUAAUAGCAACUCUUUAGAGUGCCAUGCUUUUAAUUAAUAACGGUCUAGGCAAAGUGGUUUGCGUGGGUAGGUUCUUUUCAAUGAGAGUCUGCAGACUUUUGUGUGACCGUACUUUGACUAUUCCCUCAGCAUUAAAAAGACUUUAACUAGUGUAUACAAAAUUCAAAUGGAAUAAAAAUGAAUUGCAAAUCAACUGAAAAAAUGUUACUUAUUUAGUAAGGAUUAUUACCGUAAGCUAACUAAGAAGAGAAUUGGCCAGGAAAAUUUUAUUAUGACUGUAUUAUUAGUCGAACAAAUAGAAUAAA